Messenger RNA from Diceros bicornis minor, 2992 nucleotides. It is a transcript of the gene MARS2, whose product is annotated as methionyl-tRNA synthetase 2, mitochondrial. NCBI's taxonomy places the organism in Eukaryota, Metazoa, Chordata, Mammalia, Perissodactyla, Rhinocerotidae. Gene Ontology annotation, biological process: methionyl-tRNA aminoacylation. Gene Ontology annotation, molecular function: methionine-tRNA ligase activity; ATP binding. The record is from RefSeq and is a predicted model, not a curated record. Bases 30 to 1811 code for a protein of 593 amino acids. The transcript has a single exon.
CCUGCCGCCGUCUGGUCCCGGCCGGCACCAUGCUGCGAGUUUCUGCCUUGAGGCUGCCAGGACGUUCGGGGGCAAGUAGGGUCCUGGUCCUGCAGGACUCGAGUCCACGCCACUACAGUUCGGGUUCUCUCGGUGCCCGCGACGAUACCCGCGACGCGCGCGCCUACUUCACGACACCCAUUUUCUACGUGAACGCGGCGCCGCAUAUCGGACACCUGUACUCGGCGCUACUGGCGGACGCCUUGUGCCGCCACCGUCGCCUCCGAGUUCCCAGCGCCGCCGCCACGCGCUUCUCCACCGGUACCGACGAGCACGGCCUGAAGAUUCAGCAGGCGGCAGCCGCUGCAGGCCUAGCCCCGAUCGAGCUGUGCGACCAGGUCUCUACCCAGUUCCAGCAGCUUUUCCGGGAGGCCGGCAUCUCCUCCACCGACUUCAUCCGCACCACCGAGGCCCGGCACCGGGUGGCUGUGCAGCACUUCUGGGGGGUGCUGAAAGCCCGGGGUCUGCUCUACAAGGGGCUCUAUGAAGGUUGGUACUGUGCCUCUGACGAGUGCUUCCUGCCAGAGGCCAAGGUCACCCGGCAGCCGGGCCCGUCGGGAGACUCGUGUCCCGUCUCUCUCGAGAGUGGGCAUCCCGUCUCCUGGACCAAGGAAGAAAACUACAUUUUCAGGCUUUCCCAGUUUCGGGAGCCGCUCCAGCAGUGGCUACGGGGCGACCCUCAGGCGAUCACCCCCGAGCCAUUCCAUCACGCAGUCCUUCAGUGGCUGGAGGAGGAGCUGCCGGACCUGUCCGUGUCUCGCAGAAGCAGCCACUUGCACUGGGGCAUUCCGGUGCCCGGGGACGAUUCGCAGACCAUCUACGUGUGGCUAGAUGCCUUGGUCAACUACCUUACUGUAAUCGGCUACCCAAAUGCUGAGUUUAAAUCUUGGUGGCCGGCCACCUCUCAUAUUAUAGGCAAAGACAUUCUCAAAUUUCAUGCUAUCUAUUGGCCUGCUUUUCUCUUAGGGGCCGGCAUGAGCCCACCACACCGCAUCUACGUCCACUCUCACUGGACGGUCUGUGGCCAAAAGAUGUCUAAGAGCUUGGGUAACGUGGUGGAUCCCAGGACUUGCCUUGACCGCUAUACUGUGGAUGGUUUCCGCUACUUUCUCCUUCGGCAGGGAGUCCCCAACUGGGACUGUGAUUACUAUGAUGAAAAGGUGGUUAAGUUACUAGACUCCGAGCUGGCAGAUGCUUUGGGAGGUCUCUUGAACAGAUGCACUGCCAAGAGAAUAAAUCCUUCCGGGACCUACCCGGCCUUCUGCACCACCUGCUUUCCCAGUGAGCCAGCGCUGGCGGGGCCCUUGGUUCGUGCUCAGGCAGAGGACUAUGCUCUGGUGAGCGCAGUGGCCACUUUGCCCAAGCAGGUAGCAGACCACUAUGAUAACUUUCAGAUCUAUAAGGCUCUGGAGGCAGUAUCCAGCUGUAUCCGGCAAACGAAUGGCUUUGUCCAAAGGCAUGCACCAUGGAAGUUGAACUGGGAGAGCCCAGUGGAUGCUCCCUGGCUGGGUACUGUGCUUCAUGUGGCCUUGGAAUGUUUGCGAGUCUUUGGAACUUUGCUCCAGCCUGUCACCCCAAGCCUAGCUGAUAAGCUACUAUCCAGGUUGGGGGUCUCUGCCACAGAGAGGGGCCUUGGAGAGCUCUACUUCUUGCCUCGAUUCUAUGGACAUCCAUGCCCUUUUGAAGGGAGGAGGUUGGGACCUGAGACUGGGCUCUUGUUUCCAAGACUGGACCAGUCCAGAGCCUGGCUGGUGAAAGCCCAUAGGACCUAGAAACUCAGUUCUUAUUGGCUUGUGGUAAAAAGACAAAUGUGUUAUUUUCUUAUUUUGCAUUUUCAGGAAAAGUUAUACUAAAUGUUUUCUAAAGUGUUGCAUCAAAUGAGCACAUAAGCAAUGUCCCUGUGAAAAGGGGUUUGUAGCUUUUCAGCUGCUUACCCCUACUCUUCAGUUCUCUGUGCCCAUUAACCACUGUCCUUUGCACACCAGUGUCGGUGUCUCCAGGGGAAAGAUGGGUAAGAGACAACUUUGCUGAUAAUAUUCCUCCUUAUUGUGCCUCCUUCCAAACCACAGUAGUGUUAUUUGCCCAACUACCUCUCAUGGCUUGUUUUUCAUUGGCCUGGCCUCUGCUGGGCAAAUUAGUGAGAGUGGGGGUUGGAGGCCCCCUACCUCAUCUUUUACAGGGCAGCCCUAUUUUGUUAUAUAUGUUGGGUCUCCUAUUAAAAAGAGAUUUUUAUUAAACCUUUAAAAACCAGUGUCUUAGACUAGAUGACUCUUGCCCAUGUAAGUUCUUAAAACCAUGACUUAAGUUAAUAGUCCAAUAGUUGUGCUUGUAACAUUACACUUCAACCAGCAGAUGGCUCUAGUCUCACAUAUUUAAUUACCUAACAUUGAGGUUUCAGAAUAUUUAGAAUAAAUUAGUUUUCUGCUUUCUAAUUUUGCUGAAUUUAAAUUUGAAGAAAAUUUUUAUUUCUUUUCUUAAGGGAUAAAUGCGAUGGCUACUGUUUUAUGGAAAGCAAUAAACAAAAGAUCAGAAUUCUGUUUUUUCAGACUACUGAAAAAGGACAUUUACGGUAUUAAAUGUUUAGUAAGCUAAUAAGUAAAUGUAUCAAGUUUGGACAAUCUAUGAUAAAUUAUAAAGCUCUCUUGAGGUACUUGGUAUGUUAAAAAUUUUAAACUUUAAUAACAUUAGGUUUACGGGUAUGAUUUAAAAAAUCUGUAAGUCCAAAAGGGCAAUAUAUUUUUUUAAUAUUUCUUAGUCUUAAUUUUGUUAUCCACAUAUAUAAUUUACCUUACAUGAUUUCUUUUGGUCAAUCAGGAUCUAUAAUAUAAUAUAUAGAAAUUGUGGAAUAGUAAUUAUAAAUGUUAAUAUGUUUACUUUCAAGUAGUUUUUACUGAUUAUUUCUUUUACUCUUUUUACUUAAGUUAUUAAAGUUUAAAAGUUUGUAAGUACCUUA